GUGUUCAGCCCUUGGCCAUUCUCUGUUAAGUGCUCAGUCUUUGGGUAUUCUGUUGAGACCAUCAGUGUAGAAUUUGUCUGUUGGGUUUGAAGAUUAUGGACCAGACUGCGAUAGCAUGAGGAUAACAGCAUUUUUGGACAUUCCUGGGCAGGAUAAUUUGACUCCAUUGGCUCGUCUGGAAAAGUAUGCCUUCAGUGAUAACAUAUUUAACAGGCAAAUUAUUGCUAGAGGUCUCUUGGACGUCUUCCGAGAUUUCAGUAAUAAUGAGGAAGAUUUCCUGACUGUAAUGGAGAUAGUGGUCAGGCUCUCUGAAGAUGCAGAACCAACUGUGCGUACAGAGCUGAUGGAACAAAUACCUCCCAUUGCCAUUUUUCUACAGGAAAGUCGACCAAAAUUCCCAACAGCAUUUUUUGAAUAUCUUAUGCCGAUAGUAGUGAGAUACCUCACAGAUGUUAACAAUCAGGUUAGAAAGGCAGGUCAAGAAGCACUACUUGUACUGCUAGAACAAGAUCUUGUUGCUCAGAGUGACAUAGAAAAUAAGGUGUGUCCAAUUCUGUUGGACCUCUCUGCUCCUGACAGUGAUGAUGAGUACAAGGUGGAAGCUGUGAAUAUCAUCUGUAAAAUGGCUUCUAUGCUGAGCAGAACCACUGUUGAACACAUGCUGCUUCCUCGUUUCUGUGAACUGUGCAGUGAUGGGAAACUGUUCCAAGUCCGAAAGAUUUGUGCAGCUAAUUUUGGUGACAUUUGUAAUGCAGUUGGGCAAGAAGCCACAGAGAGACUUCUGAUUCCAAAGUUCUUUGAACUUUGCUCGGAUAGUGUUUGGGGAAUGAGGAAAGCUUGUGCUGAAUGUUUUAUGGCAGUGUCUUAUACCACAUCCCCAGAAGUUCGCAGGAGCAAACUGUCCCCACUCUUUAUCAGUCUCAUUAGUGACACUUGCAGAUGGGUUCGUCAGGCUGCUUUUCAGUCCCUUGGCCCCUUCAUUUCUACCUUUGCAAACCCUUCAAGUGCUGGUCUUUACAUUCGAGAAGAUGGUACGCUGAGUAUCCGACCCUCACCGCAAGAUGUGGCUUCCAAUUCCUGUCAAGCAACCAACAAUAUAAAGUUUAUGUCCUCUAGUACAAAUGUAGCAUCUUCCAGUUCAGAACAACCAAUGGAAAUCAAACAAGAGUCGUCGACUGAGGAGACUUCAGCUGAAGUUAAUGCAGGGCUCUCGGUUAAGAACCUAAGCAAAGACACGUGGGAAGCAAGUUCAGAUUGUUGUACUAAUCCUGGAGAAAGCCUGACCGGACUGUCUCAGGGCGACAGUGCUGCUGCUGUCAGGGAGGUCACUAAGGACAGCGGUUUUCCAGGAAUGAACUCAAGGCUGCAGUCUGCUGAGGACGUGUUUAAUAAUUUCUUGUACUGGCGCCUUCCUCUGCCUGAUAUAAGCCAGGAUCUGGAGUUGCUUCAGUUCAAGUCUGAGAAGCACAAAGACAGCUGCUCUGUGCAGUGUAAUAACUGUGUUGCCAGUAGUGAAAUAAAAAAAGUUUUAGAAAGCUUACAGGAACACAUGGAUGAUCCAGAUGUUCAAGCUCAGGUCCAAGUGUUGUCUGCUGCUCUCAGAGCUGCUCAGUUUGAUUCCAUCAGUGACUAUGAGACGAAAAAAAAAGAGAGCAGGGGCAAGCUUCAGAAUGAAACGGCUAUUUCAGAUGAAGCAACUAUUUCAGAUACUGCUUGCAGCUGUGUAGAAGAUAACACUCCCGUGUCCAGUGCAUCCCUGGAUGACGGCAGUGAGCAGUCUGCCACUAGGAUACUGAAAAGCACAGACUCAGAGGAACAGCACAGAGAAUCUAGUGUUUUCUUAAAGAAAGAGCAAGAAAAUAAUCCACCAUUUGAAGAUGACAAGUCAAAAUUACAGGAUAUUAUACCUCAACCUUUAUUAGACCAGUACUUGUCAAUGACUGACCCUGCUCGAGCCCAGACUGUUGACACUGAAAUAGCCAAGCACUGUGCGUACAGUCUUCCUGGGGUGGCCUUGACAUUGGGCAGGCAGAACUGGCACUGUCUGAAAGAUACAUACGAGACUUUGGCCUCAGAUGUGCAGUGGAAGGUCCGUCGAACACUAGCUUUCUCCAUCCAUGAGCUGGCUGUUAUCCUGGGUGAUCAGUUAACAGCUGCCGACCUGGUGCCCAUUUUCAAUGGGUUUUUGAAAGAUCUGGAUGAAGUGCGCAUUGGUGUCCUUAAACAUCUCUAUGACUUUCUAAAGCUACUUCAUGCGGACAAAAGACGAGAAUAUCUUUACCAACUUCAAGAGUUUGUGGUGACUGAUAACAGCAGGAACUGGCGGUUUCGUUAUGAGCUGGCAGAGCAGCUGAUCCUGAUAUUAGAACUCUACAAUCCCAAUGAUGUGUAUGACUACUUAAGACACAUCGCACUAACUCUCUGCUCUGAUAAAGUGUCGGAAGUUCGGUGGAUCUCCUUCAGACUGGUUGUGGCAAUCCUACAGAAGUUUUAUGCAAACAAUGCAAAUGCACUGGGAUUAAAUUUCAUUAAUGAGCUUGUAGUGCGCUUCCGUCACUGCUCCAAGUGGGUUGGAAGACAAGCUUUCGCCUUCAUUUGUCAGGCAGUAGUACAAGAAGAAUGUAUGCCUGUCGACCAAUUUGUUGAGCAUUUACUCCCCAGUCUUUUAAGUCUUGCUUCAGAUCCUGUGCCAAAUGUAAGGGUUCUGCUCGCCAAGGCUCUAAGGCAGACGCUGCUGGAGAAAGCUUAUUUUAAAAGUGUUGGCAAUCCUCAUCUAGAAGCAGCAGAAGAGACGAUUCUUGCUUUGCAGUCUGACAGAGACCAAGACGUGUCUUUUUUUGCCACCAUAAAACUAAAGCAGAAUAAUAUGGACAAUACUUCGAUUGAAAAACAAAACUAAUGUGUUCUAAAGACCAUGAACAUCAAAAUGGUUGUUUGCCUCAUGUUCACACUUAGUAUGAAUAAUGUGGAGAAAUAAGAAAAUAACCUUUUCUCAUCUACUUGAGCUGGAAACAGCCUGUUC
This is a messenger RNA of Tinamus guttatus (white-throated tinamou), 3022 nucleotides long. The record is from RefSeq and is a predicted model, not a curated record. NCBI's taxonomy places the organism in Eukaryota, Metazoa, Chordata, Aves, Tinamiformes, Tinamidae.